GCCAAAAGAAACCACAUGCUUCUGUGAAUUACUCUCAACCAGAGCAGUGCUAGUUGUAAGCCGCUCUUUGUUCAAGAUGAGUGGACAAAUAACGACGGUCGUGGUCGCAGUGUCCGUCCUGUUUCUCCUGACUGUCUGUUUAGCAGUAGAACAUGACGGCGACGAAAGCUCUUGCUCGAAGUCAAUGUCAAACAGCAACGUGAACAACAUCACCGUGCUGGCUCCACCGGGACCGAAGGGGGACGCGGGACCGCCGGGCCCUAGGGGCAUUCGCGGGGAGAAGGGAGAGACGGGCCGUCCCGGGAAGCUCGGACCACAAGGACCGGAGGGACAGAAGGGUGCGGUAGGAGCCCCAGGCCAAAAAGGCAGCAAAGGCGAUGAAGGUUUGGGCGGAGGAGCUGUAUAUGUAAGAUGGGGGCGGACAUCUUGCGAAGAGGGUACGGGCACAGUGACGGUGUACUCUGGCCUGGCCGGCGGAACGUGGUACAACCAGAAGGGCGGGGGAAGCAACUACCAGUGCCUUCCUUCAGAUCCUGAGUGGGGCUGGUACAAAGAUGGUCUUGAGAAAACCCGGGAGGCUUACAUGUACGGUGCUGAAUUCCAAAUCGGCUCGGAUUCGCCGUACGACAUGGGCGCAAUUCACGACCGCAACGUGCCAUGUGCCGUCUGCCACAGCCUCUCCCGCCGCGCGCAGCUGAUGAUCCCCGCCCGGAAGACCUGCCCUGAGGGCUGGACGCGGGAAUACGGGGGCUACCUGAUGGCUGGCCACCACACCCACAGCCGCACGGAGUUCGUGUGCAUGGACGGGGAGCCCGAGGUGCUGCCUGGCGGAGAGCGUAACGAGGACGGCGCGCUGUUCUACAUCGUGGAGGCCCGCUGUGGCUCGCUCCCGUGUCCGCCCUACGUGGAGGGGAGAGAGCUAACAUGUGUCGUGUGCACCAUGUAGACAG
Molecule: messenger RNA, 950 nt
Organism: Branchiostoma belcheri (Belcher's lancelet)
Lineage: Eukaryota; Metazoa; Chordata; Leptocardii; Amphioxiformes; Branchiostomatidae
Product: short-chain collagen C4-like
Exons: 1
Coding region: 77-946 (289 amino acids)
Source: RefSeq, a predicted model, not a curated record